This is a messenger RNA of Helianthus annuus (common sunflower), 540 nucleotides long. RefSeq lists its product as uncharacterized. The transcript has a single exon. Bases 1 to 540 code for a protein of 179 amino acids. Lineage: Eukaryota; Viridiplantae; Streptophyta; Magnoliopsida; Asterales; Asteraceae. The record is from RefSeq and is a predicted model, not a curated record.
AUGGAUUUUAAAGUUGGUGAUGGUCUGCUUGGUGAAGAAAAUGAUGGUGAGGUAGAUAUUGAAAUUCCAGAUGAUUUACUUAUUCAUGACCAAGUCAAUCGUAUUUCUUCUCUCAUUUCAUUUACAUAUCUCGACAUGAAUAAGUUUUUGUGGGAUUUAACGUAUUUCCAACAAAGAGUGAUUCUUGCUCCAACUAAUGAAGUAGUGACUUCAAUAAAUAAAGAGCUGUUAGAGAAUCUGCCUGGUGAAGAGAAGAUUUAUUUUAGUUCAGAUAGUUUAUGUCAAUCUGAGGAAGAAUCAGAGCUUAACAUGGCAUUGUUUCCUCCCGAUGUGUUAAACAAUCUUCGUUUGUCUGGUUUACCUAACCAUAAAUUAGUAUUGAAAGUUAGUGCUCCAGUGAUGUUACUCAGAAACAUUGAUCAGGCAUAUGGAUUUUGUAACGGUACACGUUUACAAGUCACGAAACUCGGAAAAGUCGUGAUUGAAGCAAAAAUUAUCACAGGGACUAAUAUAGGUCAACAUACUUUGAUUUCAAGAUGA